GUCUAGACCCGGCGACAAUACAGUGAACAUCGGUCCAUUGCUCCAAUUUCACCGUUAGACAUCGAGGGACGUCUUUUCGAAAUAUAUUCUCAGUCACGUGCUCCAAUUCAAGGAAUUUCGAUCGAUCGUCAUGCCGGCCGAACAGUACCUUGGAAAACGGUACAAGCUGUUCAGCAGCGAGAAUUUCGACGAAUUCAUGAAGGCACUCGGCGUAGGCUUAAUGACGCGUAAAAUGGGCAGCAGCGUAAGUCCUGUGGUUGAAUUGACGGAGAACAAUGGACUUUACACGUUAAAAACGACCAGUCCAUUCAAGAACUCCGAAAUAAAAUUCAAGCUGGGCGAAGAAUUCGACGAAGAAACGCCGGACGGCAGGAAGGUGAAGAGCGUCUGUACUCUGGAUGGAAAUAAACUCAUUCAAAUACAAAAAGGGGACAAACAAACCACGAUCGAAAGAGAAUUCACACCGGCUGAAAUGAAAGCGAUCAUGAAAGUUGACGAUAUUGUAUGCACGAGAGUGUACAAAGUUCAGGAAUAAAAGUAUCAUUUGAAGAAACACUGUUCUUCAGCGUCAACGAAUUACAAGUUGGCUGAAGUGUUGAAAAAAUGUUCUGAAGAAUCGAAACACGAUACAUUUGAUAAAUGUAAAGAAAAAAUUAAAAGAUGUAAACACACAAUGAUACGCACAAUCGUGUAAACGUUAAUAAUAUUAUUUUCAAGAGAAAACAUGUGCACGCAAUACUUGAAAACACGUAUCGUCGUGUAUUCGUACGUUAAAAAUUAUUAUAUAAUGUUUCCGAAAAUUUAUAUAUUUUUUACGCAUCGUUAGAUAUAGUUUAUAUAUUUGCUUUCAUUAAUAUUAUAUCCACGAUUGGAUAUGUUAAACGAGUUCAUAAGAGAUACGAAUAAUUUGGAAUGGCAGAGUUUGUAUGAAAGUAUUUUUCUUAUAUAAACGCAAUAAAAGUUACAAAAAUGAAUACAA
This is a messenger RNA of Osmia bicornis bicornis, 979 nucleotides long. It is a transcript of the gene fabp, whose product is annotated as sodium/calcium exchanger regulatory protein 1. The record is from RefSeq and is a predicted model, not a curated record. Gene Ontology annotation, biological process: fatty acid transport. Gene Ontology annotation, molecular function: fatty acid binding. Bases 131 to 535 code for a protein of 134 amino acids. Gene Ontology annotation, cellular component: nucleus; cytosol. The transcript has 3 exons. NCBI's taxonomy places the organism in Eukaryota, Metazoa, Arthropoda, Insecta, Hymenoptera, Megachilidae.